Molecule: messenger RNA, 597 nt
Organism: Cylicostephanus goldi
Lineage: Eukaryota; Metazoa; Nematoda; Chromadorea; Rhabditida; Strongylidae
Source: the annotation of a GenBank genome assembly
GGAAAGCUCGAUUCCGUAUCGAAAACAUCUAUUAAUCUCUAGCCCCGGUGCGCGUUCAGCAGAAAAGAAAUUUCAGCAAGGGGUGUCGGAUAACGUUCGGUUGCUGUUGCAAGGCUUGAUCUGCAAGAAAGUACGAAAAUAUCUCGAUGAGGACCUCAAUCAAAAGCUAGCUGAGGUACAAACCAGAAGUCCGUUGACCGAAGCAAUUGAAGCAAAUGCUAUACGCUCUACGAGAUUAACAAGCGGUUCAGGUGGAAUCACCUUGGGUAGUAUUAUGGGAAAGAGCUUCUCUAAAGAUUUCUACAUCGACUUCAGACUGCGAGAAGAUCCACACUGCAGUCUGAAUACGGUUGAUCUCGCCUGCGCGGGAGAGAUUUCUUACAAAGGCGAGGGUGGAACACCGUUUGGACCACCGCCUAUUCAGUGGUUAAAUCCACAGACGGAUUCACAUAUGAUUAUGCUCCAGAUCUCUGACUAUUUGCCAAACUCGCUCUUCUAUCAUGCUCACAAGUUCGUCGAUAGAAAUAUCCAAAUUAUUUCUUUAACUAAAAAAAAGAUCCAUUAUUGCAAAGUACCUGAGAGAUUCUUGAUUUAAAU